This is a messenger RNA of Alternaria ventricosa, 3918 nucleotides long. Its product is annotated as putative PKS/NRPS-like protein biosynthetic cluster. Bases 1 to 3918 code for a protein of 1305 amino acids. Lineage: Eukaryota; Fungi; Ascomycota; Dothideomycetes; Pleosporales; Pleosporaceae. Gene Ontology annotation, biological process: secondary metabolite biosynthetic process; fatty acid biosynthetic process. Gene Ontology annotation, molecular function: phosphopantetheine binding; fatty acid synthase activity. The record is from RefSeq and is a predicted model, not a curated record. The transcript is spliced from 2 exons.
AUGGCGCCCGCUUGCAUCAUUGGACACAGCUUCGGAGAGUUGACAGCAAUUGCCGUAUCGGGUGUGCUCUCUCUUGAAGAGGCCCUCAAACUUGUUACUACCCGAGCCCAGCUCAUGGUGACUAAAUGGGGACCAGAGAGAGGUACUAUGCUAGCAAUAUUUGCGCCGUACUCUGUUGUCGAACGUGUCAUUGAUGCAAUCGGUGGUGAAUCCCUAGAGAUUGCUUGCUUCAAUGCCACUAACAGCCACGUCGUAGUUGGCACCAAGAUUGCGGUGACCAAUGCGGAAAGACUGCUGGUUACUGACCCCUCGUUCAAGGGUGUCAGCAGUCGGAGAGUCGAUGUAACUCAUGGCUUCCAUUCCGUCUUCACCGAGCCACUUCAGAAAGACUUCAUGGAGUUCUUGAAAUCAUUGGACUUCAGAGAAGCUUCUAUUCCCAUCGAGCCAUGCACAAAGGUGCACACUUCAUUGAUCAAUGCUGAGCAUGUUGCAUCACAUCUUCGCCAACCGGUCUACUUCAUCGACGCCAUUCAGCGGAUAGAAGAGCGCCUGGGAGGCUGCAUCUGGCUUGAAGCAGGAUUCGAUUCAUCCAUCAUCCCCAUGAUUAAGCGUGCGACAGCUGAACCGGAGAUUCAUUCAUUUCUCAACAUCAAGACGGCUGAUGUUAGUCAACCUACCAACGUUCUCUCUCAAAGUAUCAUCCACCUCUGGAAGGAAGGGAUCGAUAUCACCCCAUGGGCUUUCCUGUCUCCUUCCGAAGCUGGUUUAGAACCAGCAUGGCUACCCCCCUAUCAGUUUCAGAGAACCAAAGCUUGGCUCGAGAAUGUUGAUAGAGCUACUGAGCUUCAGCGGAGUUACGAAAGUCUUGGCUCGCAAAAGCUCGAGACCGCUUCUGUUCCGAUCCCUGUUCGCUUGCUGCAUCAUGCUGAGUCUACUAGCAGUGCGAACAAGUUUGUUGUCAAUAAUUCGGCCAGCCGCUUUCGUGAGGUCAUCAGUGGCCAUGCAGUCCGUGGUCGGCCGCUUUGUCCCGCAUCCAUGUACAUGGAGUGUGCGGCUAUGUCAGCUCAGAUUCUGGGUGCAGACCUCGGAUCUAAAUCGCUAGCAUUUGAGGACCUAUCAUUCGAAUCACCGCUAGGCGUCGACCUGGAUCGCAACGUCAAUCUGACUCUCGAAAAUAUUGACAAAAACGGAUGGAAGUUUGUUCUUUCGAGCUCUUCCGGGCAAGCAACCAGUUCCCACCGCGCAACUGUUCAUGGCAGGGGUCGGAUGGCUCUAGUAGAGAAUCCUCGAUUUUCUACAUACAAGCGGCUCAUAGCUGACCGCCUUGACUCAAUUCGAUCGAGUCCGAGCUCGGAGAAACUCAACGGCGGACGAGCCUAUAAGCUGUUCUCGAAAGUUGUGGACUACGCCGACUUCUUCCACGGGAUUCAAAGUAUCGUCAUUGACAACAACGAGGCACUAGCCGACAUCCGUAUGCCAGACAGUCAUCUUGGGGGCAAUGAAAGCGCAGUAACGAAGUAUUGCGACACUGUGUCCAUUGACGCGUUCAUUCAAGUCUCCGGCCUUCUCAUCAACAGCAGCAAAGUAUGCCCACAGGGUCAGGUUUUCGUAGCUUCCGGCCUCGAAAGUGUCACGACGUCCAAACAUUGCGACUUCGACACUCACAAGGAAUGGGACGUCUAUGCCAUUUUCACUCUCAUCGAUGAUGUGCAUGCGACCGGCGACGUUUUCGUUUUGACCAAAGACGGCGAGGUAGCCAUGACAGCUAUCGGUGCCAAAUUCCAUCGUCUCGAAAUCUCCAAGCUUGAGCGAACGCUUGACGCAGCCAAUGGAUCAAGAUUAACCUCGAAAUCGUGUUCAUCUCUCUCUCUUCGCGAGAACUCUAGGCCCGCUAUGCUCGAGAGCCCUCCGCCAUUGACGCCCGAUGGCGCUUCCAACUCAUCAAGUGCUUCCUCGGUGGCUGGCGACGAAGCCAACGAAUCAGAUGAUCCGUUGAGGGCGAUGAUCUCCGCAUAUACUGGCGCACCAGCAGAUUUCAUUGCCUCAAACACUUGUAUCGGUGAUCUUGGUAUCGAUUCACUGGCGUCGGUCGAACUCUCGGACGAGAUUAACGACCGUUUCGGGAAGAUUGUGUCGCCUGGCGAGCUUCUAACGGUGAGCUUUGGUGCAUUGAGCCAAACCAUAUUUUCUGGCGUCACCAAAGCCAACCGAAAGCAAGUCUCACCGGUAACCACGCCGACGGCUAGGUCUCCAUCCCCGGUCUCCAAGACAUCCAAAACCGGAUUAAUGCCUCAUUCAAGCCCAGAGGAAGGUGCCAAGGACUCUCUUGGUAGGACUCGACGCGCGAAACUGUUCGAGCUUAUUUCAGAUCUUUGUGGCGUUGCUGUCAGCCAUAUCGAAGAUCACCAACUUCUUCAGGACCUCGGCUUCGACUCUCUAUCCACCACAGAACUCGUUUCCUGCCUAUCUGAAGAGUUCAACGUCGAUAUCAAUGGUAUUGAUAGCCUCCUUGACGUUUCUGUCAAGGAUCUGAUGCACUUGGCCGGACUUUCUCCAAUGAAGCCAAGUACCACCUCACUUUCGAAGCCGUUAAACUCACCUGUGCUUGAUCCACCCAUACACCAUUCUAUCAGAACUGCCGAGAUUACGGAUCCGUUUCAAUCUCUCUUGGAGGCGGAGUCUUCCUUUGAAGAUUAUGCCCGGUCUUGCCAGUUUACAGAGUAUCUAGCAAAGGUCUCUGCUCGUCAGGAUGAGCUUCUUCUUGCUUACCUGAUUGAAGCUUUCCAGAAGCUAGGGAUUGAUUUCAAGGCCAUUGCGCCGGGCCAGAAGAUUCCCGAUUUCGGAUAUCAACCUAAACACAGUAAGGUAGUGCACAGGUACUACGAGAUUCUCGAAAGGCAUUCUGUCAUCGAGAAGAAAGACUCCGGAUAUAUCCGGUCAUUUUGUUCACCCACCCUUCCUCCCAGCUCGUUCCAGCUUCUACGCGACCUCAUCACAGACCACCCAAAUUAUCGCUGUGAGGCUGAACUCAUGGCUCUCACCGGACCGAAGAUUGCAGAAUGCUUGAUGGGUGUGGAGGACCCUGUUAAGCUGCUCUUUGGCACCAGCACGUCCCAGGAAAUCGUUGGAAGCUUCUACACGCAAGCCCCUAUGUUUGCCACUCUGACUGAGGUUCUUGUGGACUUCAUGGUUCGAUUAGUCAAGAAGGCAAACGGGCCAGUUCGUAUCCUCGAGGUCGGAGCCGGCAUGGGAGGGACUACCAAGCGGCUUGGUGAAGCACUAGGUGCUCUCGGCCAUUCCAUUGAAUAUGUAUUCACGGACAUAUCUUCAACCCUGGUCCGAAACGCUUCUAAGAAGUUCAAAUACUCGUGGAUGCAGUUCAGAACGCUUAACCUUGAAGUCGAACCGCCUACAGAUAUGGUUGGCAGGUUCGACGUCGUCAUUAGCACGAACUGUGUUCAUGCAACCGCCAACCGAACUGAAACCUGUCGUCGUAUCAAGCACAUGCUCAAUCCGCAUGGUGUCUUGGUGCUCUCAGAAAUCACUACUAUCUUCGACUGGCACGAGGCUGUUUUUGGUUUGCUGGACGGUUGGUGGUUGGCGGUCGAUGCCACACAUGCCAUUCAACCUGCAGCAGUCUGGAUGAACUUCAUGCAUCAAGCUGGGUUUGCAAGCGCCACCUACUCUCAAAGCACAAUGCCGGAUUGCAAUCUUCAGCGGCUACUUAUAGCCUCUGUGAAGCAGUAUCCGGAACCACAGCGUCACAGUGACUUGCCAACGUCCGGUGUUGACACAGUUGUUUACAAGGUCGUUGAUGGUAUUGAGAUAGAAGCCGAUGUCUACUUGCCGAACAGCCCUCCAAUUAGCUCGAUGCCUGUAGGUAAAUGGCCCUCCGCACGCGUUGCUGUUCUGCACUAA